AUGGAUAACAAUCACCUAGCAACUCUACCAGAGGGUUUGUUCGAAGCGUCAACUGAAAUCAGGAAGUUGUUUGUAGCGGACAACGACAUAGUUUUUCUCCCAGAGAAUCUGCUAAUCAACACAACAUUAACCGAACUGUUUGACAUAAGCUCCAAUAGUCUGACCUCCAUCUCUGAUGGCUUAUUUCGCAAUCAGACUAAGAUAAAGAGACUCUACAUGCAACGCAAUCAAAUCACGGUCCUCAACAGAGAGAUGUUCAAGGAUCUUCACUCUCUAGAAGUUCUAUUCGCCUUUGGCAACCCUCUCAUUGAGAUACAAGCCUGGCUUUUCUAUAACACGCAGCUCACAAACUUAUCCAUGUUCCAAAACAACCUUUCAUCGAUUGGAGAGAGGCCAUUUGCUACCGUGAAUAACACCAUCAAACAGGUAUCGUUGUAUGACAAUCAUUUGACAACUAUUUCCGAAGUUGUAUGGCAAGAUUUGGGUUCCAACGCCUAUGUGGCUGUUGAUAAUACCCUCCAGUUUGCACCUGCCACAAACCGGACUGACCUGAAAAUCGAACUGGUUGGUGAUGGGUUCGCCCUACCGAUACUUGUAACAAAGGAAGAGAGAUUUCUCUUCAUUAAAUCUGGAUUCGCCUGCUCAAAAACUGGCUUCAAAAGUCUUACGUGGCGAUGUGUGCCCUGUGCGCAAGGGUAUUAUGGAGAUCCCGGGAGUAGUGUAUGUAAAGCAUGCCCACCAGGAGGCUUUUACCAAAUCAAGACUGGACAAGUAGCGGACGCAUCGCAGCCCAUCAACUGUCAAAAGUGCAACAAUGGAACCUAUGUCACCCCAGCUGCUCACCCUGGUAUCAGCCCUGCAGAUUGCACCGUGUGUCCUACAGGUACCAACAAAAGUCUCCAUGCAGGGUUCCGCGCAUGCUUUUGUCUUGAUGAGUACUACCGUAAAGAUCGGUUUGAUGAGUGUUAUCCUUGCCCAGACGAAGGCAUUGACUGUUCAGGGGAGUAUCAACACCUCUUACCUGGAUUCUGGUGGACUUGGGACUGGGGCUCCAACGAAAACUUCAAAUCAUAUCAGCGUUUUGUUGUAAACAUAAGAAGCAGAGGUGAUUCCUACAAUAAUAGCAAUCAGCAUUUCAAGGGAGUGUUGCCUAAGGUACAUCCGUGUCCACGUAAGGAGUCUUGUUUGAAUGAAGGUGAUGGUAUCAAUGUCACUUGUGAGGUUGGUUAUGAAGGUUGGCUUUGCUCUGAAUGCAGUGUGGGGUACUACGCCUGGUUUGAUAGUUGUAAUGUGUGUCCGAAGUGGUGGUGGUUCUUACUUGAAGUCGUUCUGUUGCUGGUCGUGUUGGCCGUGGUAAUACUCGUCAUCGCCUGGGAUGCGCGGAGAAACCAGAGAAAAGGACGGUCAGCCGUUGAUGUGAUCUUUGCUCGGGGGAAAAUCUUGCUAGGUUUCUAUCAGGUGAUGGGCGAGAUAUUCUCUGCCCUUAAUGAGAUUCCCUGGCCGAAUAUUUUGACCAAGUUUGGGUCGUUUUUCAAACUGCUGGAGAUGAAUAUUGUCCAACUGGUCAUCAGUCCCCGCUGCUACUUUCCAGACUUCACCUACCGCAAUGUGUACAUUGAGUAUUUGUUUGGGAUGAGCUUAGUUGCAUUUGUUGUGUUGGCAGCAUUGAGUUUCUAUUGGGUCUCAAAGUGCUACUUGGCGGUCAAGAAAUACACUGUUGAAGAACGUGUCAAGGUUUUGUCAACUACAAGGCAGAAAUGUUACCUGUUUGUUGUUAUGCUUCUCUUUGUGUCCUAUCCCAGCUUGUCCAGUGUUAUAUUCACCCUCUUGCCUUCUGGCUGCGACCUGUUCUAUCUAGAUGAGAACGAAACACACAAUGCUACACGACUUCGAUCCGAUUACUCUAUCGACUGUCAAGAUGAGCAGCAUGUUCAUUUCCACCAUGCUGCCGAGGCUUCUCUCUGUUACGUUGUUGGCUUUCCGUCCUUGCUGUUUCUUCUUCUAUGGAGGGGCAACAGAAAAGACAAGAAAGAAUUCACUGGACGAGACACGAGAGGGCGUCAGUCAUCAGGAGGAAAGAGGAAGAAAUCACUUGAGCAGCCUUUGCUUGAAUCGCCAGUACAGGAUCCAGGUUACUACAGCAUCAAUGACUCAACUAUGGCACGGGGAAAUGAAGAUGAUUCCACACUUAAUCAACCAGGCAUCGACCUCCUAAAUUCCCCAAAACAAAGUCCGUCGGAAAUCACCUGGAAAGGUUUCCUUAGUGGAAACUACAAGGCAGAGUUCUGGUACUGGGAAAUUGUUGAGCUUUCUCGCAAGAUCAUCCAAACACUAUUUGUUCUGCUGUACGGCCCAGAUGAUCACUUCACCAUGUUUGCAACCAUCGCCAUAUCUGUUGGGUUCCUGCUCCUACAUGCAUAUGUGAGACCGAUGAAAGACGCCACCGACAACCGUCUACAGAUGUGUUCCCUGGCAACCAUCUUUCUAAAUCUCUUGGCAGCUUCCUUGCUCCUGUCUCGAACUGGAGGUGGCACAGGGAGAACCGAAGUCCUUGCGGCUAUCCUGGUUCUGAUGAACUUCAGCAUCAUUGUGUUUGUCAUUGGUACUCUUCUCUGGAUGGUGAUGAAGUCACUGUGGCACUCUGGGUGCUGUGGUAGUAUGGCAACAUGCAUUGCAAAAGCCUGUUGCUGGUUUUGUCGACACGAGUCACCGAACAGGGAAGGCAGAAGCAGACGUCUUGUGAUGGCCAACGUUCGAGAUCAUUCCUUUGAUGUUGAAGAAGACUUUGUGGAAAGGCCUUACGAAGAAAUCAUAGCAGAACAUCACGAGGUUGAGUAA
Molecule: messenger RNA, 2838 nt
Organism: Patiria miniata (bat star)
Lineage: Eukaryota; Metazoa; Echinodermata; Asteroidea; Valvatida; Asterinidae
Exons: 10
Coding region: 1-2838 (945 amino acids)
Molecular function (GO): protein binding
Source: RefSeq, a predicted model, not a curated record